AUAUGAACAAAAGCAAGACUUAAUGAUGAAAGGAACACAGGGCGUGUUUAGGAGGACAGGUUCAUUAUUCAGGUCCAGCAGUUUCCCUGAAGGCAAACCUGUAGCAGCCACUAAUUUUGGUGAGCACUCCAUUGUGGCCGCACGUGCCUCUGUGAUGAUCUAUGAUGAUGCCAAUAAGAAAUGGGUUCCCAGUGGCAUGUCACAAGGCAUCUCCAAAGUCCAUAUAUACCAUCAUCCUAUCAACAAUACAUUCCGGGUGGUCGGCAGAAAGAUGCAGGACCAUGAGGUGGUUAUUAACUGUGCCAUUCUAAAAGGUCUCAAAUACAAUCAAGCCACCCCUACGUUCCAUCAAUGGCGGGACAACAGACAGGUGUAUGGCCUAAACUUUGCCAGCAAAGAAGAUGCAGAGAACUUUGCACAUGCAAUGCUCACAGCUCUAGAGACAAUGAACAGUAUACAGCGAUCACAAUACCAGGCUCCACAGGCGCUACAAACACCACCCACAGCGUAUCAGCAACCUCCGUCACAGUACAUACAGAAUGGUCCAGUAGACAUGAACGAAGACAGGUAAGUUGAUGCCUUUUGGUCACAUAUUCUUUUUUUGAAAUGUAAAAUUCAGAGCCUUUUAAGCGUAUUAGACAUUUAUGUAACAAAAAGAAAAGAUUUCUUGUGCAGUUUUAAGCUUUUUUGUGCAGUUUUAAGCUUUUUUAUUAUUAUGGAGGUAUACCUUCUGCAAGACUCUGCAAAUCCUUUUUUGGAGUACUAAAUUUCCCGUAUUUACUCUAUCUAUUUACACAAUAACAGUUUUACAAAUGGUGUAUCUGAAGUUAGCGAUAAAGUGAAAACUGUUUCAAUUUUCAUGAAUUAUAAAUGUUUGCUGUAUAAAUGUUUAAAGCUCAUUUUGGGCUAUAAAAUUGUGAUAGUGUGACAUCAUUGAAAAUAUGUCAUGUCAUGUGUGUGAUGUCACCUGAAAAAUAACAACACUAGCAGCAUGUGACAUUGUAAGGAGUGUGUGACAUCAUGAAUGAUUGUUAUAUAAUGAAAAAAACUAUGACAUUAUGUGGCAUGUUCAACGUCAUGAAUAUUGUGAGUCCCUAUAAAGCGAGACACUGUGAAAUACAGUAUAUUAUGUGAGGCCUGGUACAAUAUGGUAUAGUAUGUAAAAUGUGGUAUAUUGUGUGAAAUGUGUGCCAUUUGGUGAAAAAGAGACACCAUGUGCUAGAUGACAUUUAGUGAAUGGUGACAUGUAAAGGGCAGCAAGAGAUUAAAGACUUUCAUUACAGUAUCAAGGUUCGUCUAAAACUAAGAUCAUAUAGAAAGAAGCUGAAUAGAGACAGGUGUAGACAAAUUGAUGAUUAUGUUUGUUGUCAUAAAUAUAUUUUAAAAAUAUAUUUUUCAAUUUUGGGCCUUUUGGCAGUAAAAUAUUAUUCUCCCUAGUGCAAAUAUUUUUUAGUAUUAUCAAAGUUGAUAAAAAUCCCUUCCCCCUGUCCUCAACUCUCUCACAACAUAAAAUUUUUAAGUACCCCAACUUCACUGAUUAUUUUUUAUCAAAACAAAAACGCUUUCUUUGAGCUCUUGCUUCCUGUGAAUGUAGAUAUGCAAUUAUACAUCUUGAGUGGCAUCCGCACAAGUCUUUCAUUGUCUAUGUGGUCCUGGGUAGGAUGUAAUAUAACAGAUUGAAAACUGUUCUGGUUUGAGCACACAGUGCUGACUUCAAGCCAACUUUUGAAAUUUUUUUUCAAACCACAACUGCACCACACUGUGAGGAAUUGGUCACUUGGUUAACAAUCAGUCUUUGUUUUUUUCCUUUUUUUUUAACGUCAUUGUAGUAAACAAGGGAAGGGAAGUGUGUGGCAUAAAGAGAUAAAGGAAAACACUCUGAAAUAGGUCAUCAAAUUAGAAAGAAAAAGGACUGUAUUUGACAGACUAGUGGCUUGUUGUACAGAAGUAUUGAUGUUAUGUUAAUACAAUUUGUUGACUGGGUUUUGUGUCUGUGAAGUUUUUGCAGUGUAACUCAAACAGAGUACAGCCUGGGAUAGCUUGUAUGUUACUAGGAUGCUCAAAUUUACAUCUUUCCGUGGCCAGUAAGUAUAUAUGUAGAUCAGUUUAACCAGGAUAUAUGGGAUGUAUACAAAAUGUCAUCAUAUUUGCCUCAAUGAGGUUUUGAGAUUCUCUAGAAUAUUUUAUUUUCUGAAGUAUUAGACCAUGGCUUGUUUGAACAAAAAUGUUCUCAACAUUAGAAUAAGUGCUAUCAUAAACGUUUCUAUUGACAAGACAUGUUAGCUGUUUACAUUUACCUAUUGGAAAUGAUGUGUUGUAAGCUUCUUGCAAUAGAUUCUUAAAUUGCUUCAUAUAGACACUAAAAUUAAAGAUGAAAAUUUUGGGUCCUAUUCAGAUUUUAAUAGUAGAUAGAUUUCUGCAUAUAUUUUAUUUUUUUCUAGGACCAACAUAACUGCAGUAGAUAAAAAGUGUAUGUAGUACGCAUAUCUAUUUUAAGAAGUGUCUAACUAUUUUUAGACUGUACUGUUACCUUGCUUGUCACUCUUUGAAACAAGAUUCAGGGAAGCAAAGUGGGAUGCAGUUUGGUGGCAUUUAUACAAAAAUAUCAA
Molecule: messenger RNA, 2609 nt
Organism: Lingula anatina
Lineage: Eukaryota; Metazoa; Brachiopoda; Lingulata; Lingulida; Lingulidae
Biological process (GO): intracellular transport
Molecular function (GO): SH3 domain binding
Source: RefSeq, a predicted model, not a curated record